Micropterus salmoides (largemouth bass) is the source of this 1482-nucleotide messenger RNA. It is a transcript of the gene uxt, whose product is annotated as ubiquitously-expressed, prefoldin-like chaperone. The record is from RefSeq and is a predicted model, not a curated record. NCBI's taxonomy places the organism in Eukaryota, Metazoa, Chordata, Actinopteri, Centrarchiformes, Centrarchidae. The coding region runs from base 178 to 660 and encodes 160 amino acids. Gene Ontology annotation, biological process: negative regulation of transcription by RNA polymerase II. Gene Ontology annotation, molecular function: transcription corepressor activity. The transcript is spliced from 6 exons.
CUGAUCCACAUCCGGUGCGGAGCGGCGUUCACACGAGGCUUCCGCAGGCGAACCGGGACCGACUGCGGAUCGAUAAUGAGCCCGAACCGUGAAGCUUAACGUCAGUCAGACACCCGGCGGGUCACCGGUGCAGGGUAACUGCCUCACGGCCGGAAGUUCGGAGAGAAAACAGCGGAAAUGGCUGCUCCUGUUGGUGCUAAUGCUAAUGCUAAUGUGGACCAGAAGGUUCUGCAGUAUGAGAACUUCAUCAACGAAGUUCUGAAGACAGAUUUACAGAAGGUGUUGGACCAGAGGGACUCGGUGUACGAGAAGAUCUCACAGUACCUGCAGCUGAAGAACACCAUUCAGAGUCUGCAGGAGUCGAGCUCUCAGCGGCUGAAGACAGACGUUGAUCUGGGCUGUAACUUCUACGUCCAGGCUGAAGUCGAGGACGCGUCCAGGAUCUUCGUGGCGGUCGGUUACGGUUUCUUCGUGGAGAUGACCCACGACGAAGCUCUGCGAUUCAUCGAGAAGAAGACGAGUCAGCUCACAGCCUUCACAGAGCAGCUCACCAAAGACGCAUCGAAGAUUAAAGCCAACAUCCGCAUGGUGCUGGAGGGUCUGAGGGAGCUGCAGGGCCUGACAGACCUCCCAGAGAGCCGAAGAAGAGAAGUUUUCUAGACUUCUCCACCUGUUGGACGAGCAGAGGAGCGUUCGGCUCAGAGCUGCACACCGAGGUUCCACAUGGACGUUUAAUAAAACAUGGCUGCUGCAGUUUGUUCUGGAGUAGCACAUUAAAGCUUCUCUGAGCUCCUCGUUAGGGGCGACAUCUGGACCCCGGUGAAUCUACAGGAUCUGGUCUGUAACAGACAUUCAGCAGGACAAAGAGUCGGAAAUCACACGUCGUCCAUCCAGAAUAAAAAAAAAGAUAUCUGCUGCAGAGCUUCCCUGAGAAUCAUCAUGUUUUUAAGUUUUCUUUGGUCUCACAGUAAAACAAAAUGACCAACAUAUAAAUUAAAGUGAGUGACCAGAGCAGAUGAUGUUAAAGGCUCAUAUUCACGUUCAUACUGUUAUUUAGGGUUUCUACUAACAAAUGUUUAAUGUUGACAUUAUUUUCUCAUCCUGGCUGUUGCUGGCGCAGCGCUAACGCGAUGUGGAGGUGUGGCCAGGCCUCACUGAUUGCUGUACAGAAACACAGCUUUCUAACUUUAUGCACUGAUUUCUGUGAAACUGGAUCAGAUUUUAUGGAGAGAAUAUUUUCUGUUUCUCCCUCUAAAGUCCUCCGGCUGCUCUGCCUCCACGCGCUCUGAUUUAUGGAGUUUGUUGAGAGAGAUUUUCAGUUGAUUCUGGUUUAUAAAUGUUGUGGUUUAAAUCUGGAUUAAUGUGUUUAAGCUUUGGACCUGUUGAAGCAGCAGAGCAGGACGCUGUUGUGAGGUUGUGUUGUUUUAUAAUCCUGAAAGUCAAACAAUUUAACCAUUUAUAUCAUUAAAAACUUAAACUAGA